GGUGCGCAACUAUGACACUGAAAAGAAACCUUGUUUUGGUGUUUUGCCAGUUCACUUCAACAAAUGUGUUGUAGCGAUGUUGCAUUAGUUGGAAAUCAUGGAGGAUGUGACAGGAGCCCAGAUCAUUGCAGCUGCGCUGAGGGAGCAGAAUGUGGAAUACAUGUUUGGAAUUGUGGGAGUUCCAGUGAUUGAGGUUGCCAUGGCAGCCCAAGCUGCGGGAAUCAAGUAUGUGGGCAUGCGCAAUGAGCAGGCGGCUUGCUAUGCUGCUUCUGCUGUUGGUUAUCUCACAGGACACCCGGCGGUGUGUCUGGUGGUGUCUGGUCCAGGUCUCAUCCAUGCCCUUGGGGGGAUGGCCAACUCAAACAUGAACUGCUGGCCUGUCGUGGUGAUCGGCGGCUCCUCAGACCAGAGCCAGGAGACCACAGGCGCCUUCCAGGAGUUUCCCCAGGUGGAAGCGUGUCGUCUCUACAGCAAGUUCUCAGCCCGACCCAGCAGUCUGGCAGCCAUCCCUUCAGUCAUCGAAAAGGCGGUGAGGACGAGCAAGUACGGGCGGCCGGGUGCCUGUUACGUGGACAUCCCUGGAGACAUGGUCAACGCCAAAGUGGACCAAGCACACGUCAGGCAGGUGUCAUGUUGCCCCCCGCCCCCAUUGAGUGUGGCGCCCCCCUCUGAUGUAAUGAGGGCGGUGACUCUAAUCAAACAGGCCCAAGCACCUCUACUCGUCAUUGGCAAAGGUGCUGCCUAUGGCAGGGCGGAGUCAGAACUCUGUGAGCUGGUGGAGGGGUGUGGCCUGCCCUUUCUGGCCACGCCCAUGGGGAAAGGGGUCGUGUCAGACGAGCAUCCCAACAGCGUGUCUGCCGCCCGCUCCAGAGCCCUGCUGCAUGCCGACGUGGUUGUGCUACUCGGAGCCAGACUCAACUGGAUGCUUCACUUUGGGUUCCCCCCUCGCUUCAACCCCCACGUCAAGAUCAUACAGGUAGACCUUUGUGCAGAGGAGUUGGGAAACAAUGUGAGACCUGCUGCGGCCUUGCUGGGAGAUAUCCGUUCAGUAGUCAGACAGAUGCUGGAGGUGUUCCAGAAGGAUCCGUGGUCGUUCCCCGCCCACUCGGACUGGUGGACGGCUCUUAGAGAGAAGAUGGCCGCCAACGCAGAAAUGUCCAAGGCGCUGGCGUUAGCGCCCUCUGUGAUGCUAAACUACUACUCCUCCUUCAUGCACAUCUCUGAGCUGCUGCCUCCCGACUGCAUCAUCGUCAGUGAGGGAGCAAACACCAUGGAUGUGGGACGCACCAUGCUACUCAACCGCCUGCCUAGACACCGGCUGGAUGCGGGUACGUUCGGCACCAUGGGAGUGGGCUUGGGCUUUGCCAUUGCAGCAGCGAUGCUGGAGAGGAGCAAGAGCGCCCCCCAGAGGGUGGUGUGUGUGGAGGGGGACAGCGCCUUCGGCUUCUCAGGCAUGGAGGUGGAGACCAUGUGCAGGUACAAGCUCCCGGUGGUCAUCAUUGUCAUCAACAAUAACGGCAUCUACAGCGGAGUGGACGCAGACACUUGGACAAUGCUGGAGGAGAUGGGCGACCUAGCCACAGUAGCUCCCCCGGUGACCUUGCUGCCUGAUGCUCGCUAUGACCAGAUGAUGACAGCGUUUGGGGGGCGUGGCUUCCUGGUGCGGACCGCUCCGGAGCUCCGCCUUGCUCUGCAGGAGAGUCUCAGGGAUUGGCUGAACCCCUCGCUCAUCAACGUGCUAAUAGACCCCGCCUCUGAUAGGAAACAGCAGGAGUUCCCCUGGCUGACCCGGUCAAACCUGUAGGAGGAUGGAGAACCGUAAUUUGGAGAACCCUAAUUUGGAGAGCCGUAAUUUGGAGAGCCGUAAUUUGCUGCCUUAACUUCUCGCCGUUCCAGGGUCUAAUAAACUGUGUGCUGAGGUAGAACCCAGAGGAACCUGCAGCUCUGUCUGGAGACCGUCCCAUUGGAGCCAAUUCAUCACCCAAAACCCAGGAACCAAUCAAAACUGCGUAUCCGCCAUGGGGCGGGCUUUAUAUGAUGACAGCCAGUGCAGGAACCAGUCACAACUGCUUAUGUGCCAUAGGGGGCGGGCUUUAUAUGAUGACAUACAGUGCAGGAGCCGAGAGUCUGUUUUGUCUCUGGGCCAUUUUCAUGUCUGAGAUUCUUGUGUAAAUAAACAAACCUCUUAAUUUGUACAAGAA
Sardina pilchardus (European sardine) is the source of this 2201-nucleotide messenger RNA. RefSeq names its product 2-hydroxyacyl-CoA lyase 1 (gene hacl1). The transcript is spliced from 17 exons. NCBI's taxonomy places the organism in Eukaryota, Metazoa, Chordata, Actinopteri, Clupeiformes, Clupeidae. The record is from RefSeq and is a predicted model, not a curated record. Gene Ontology annotation, cellular component: peroxisome. The coding region runs from base 98 to 1804 and encodes 568 amino acids. Gene Ontology annotation, molecular function: catalytic activity; magnesium ion binding; thiamine pyrophosphate binding. Gene Ontology annotation, biological process: fatty acid alpha-oxidation.